GUAAUCACCUUCUGAAAGCUUAAAAUUUCCACAAAUGUAAUGUAUUACACAAUAUUGGCAUCCCUACUGCAUCGAAAUAAUAAAUCGCGAAGAAAGAUAACAAUUGUAAACAUUUUAAUGCUUUCAAUUCGUUGAUAACAGCAUCGAACUAAUCUUGUUUAUUCUAAGAUCCAGUUAGCGAGCGGUAGGUAGAUACGAGUAUACGAAUAAACCAUGGAUUUUGAAAAUUUUAGAAGAAUUCUCGUUCUAUACGUGGGUGGAACGAUUGGUAUGAAAAAGAAUUGUUAUGACGUAUUAGAGGCUGCUCAUAACGAUUUUCGGGCUAAAAUAAAAAGCAGCAGCUCAUUACAUGACUCAAAAUGGGCAAGGGAAAAUUUACACGGAAAAUUAAAAGAGAAUCAGAUGAUAUUACCGCAAAGUGGCAACGGACAAAAGAUACUAUACGAAAUAAUAGAAUAUACACCGUUAUUAGAUUCUAGCAACAUGACUUUAAAAGACUGGAUAAGAAUCGCUAAAGAUAUAGAGUUUUACUAUCACAAUUAUAAUGGAUUCAUAGUUCUUCACGGUACAGAUACAUUAGCUUAUACAGCUUCAGCACUUUCUUUUAUGUUAAAUGGAUUACAAAAAACCGUAAUAGUUACAGGUUCGCAAAUUCCAAUUUUCGAAAGUAGAAGCGACGCGAAUAACAAUUUCUUUGGUUCGUUAUACAUCUGUGGAUCGUUUACUAUACCGGAAGUGUGCGUAUUUUUUUCUAAUAAACUUUUUAGAGGUAAUAGAGUCGCUAAAGUUUGUACAGAAGAUUUAUAUGCGUUCGAUUCUCCGAAUUAUCCUGCGUUAGCUCAUGUUGGGGUUGGAAUUAAAGUACAUGAAUACUUCAUUAGAAAAAUCGAUUAUGCAGAGAAAUUUAGUGUAUAUACUGAUUUAAAUCCACAUGUUGCUGUCAUAGAAUUUUUCCCAACGAUAACAGCAGAAAUGUUAUCAGCGUUUCUUACAAUUCCCAAACUCCAAGGGGUAGUAAUUCAGAGUUUUGGUACAGGGAAUAUACCCUCAAAACUAGAUCUUCUUGAGGUACUUGGGGCGGCAGUGGCUAGAUGUAUACUCAUUGUUAAUAUAACAAUAAGUGCGAAAGGAGCAGUUAGUAUGUCCUACGCUACUGGUAAAGUUUUACAAGAUAUUGGUGUAAUUUCUGGGGAAGAUUUGACCGUAGAAGCUGCUCUAGCGAAAUUGUGUUACGUUUUAGGGUUACCCGGGUUAACUUUCGAGGAACGCAAAGAGGCAAUGCGAACCGAUUUAAGAGGAGAAAUGACUAUACAGAAAUACGAGGAGAUAAAAUAAAUGUUUAUUAAUAUUUAAACAAGCAAUUGUUAUUUUUUAUAAAUGAUUCCAUUGAAUUUUAUUGAUAUAAUGUAUAUUUAUACAAAAAAACUGUUAAUAAAGUAUUUAUUUCAAAA
Messenger RNA from Diorhabda carinulata, 1451 nucleotides. RefSeq names its product 60 kDa lysophospholipase-like. Bases 214 to 1335 code for a protein of 373 amino acids. Gene Ontology annotation, molecular function: asparaginase activity. Lineage: Eukaryota; Metazoa; Arthropoda; Insecta; Coleoptera; Chrysomelidae. The transcript is spliced from 9 exons. The record is from RefSeq and is a predicted model, not a curated record.